CGCCGCUUGGUUGCGUGAUCUCGUGAGCCGGGGCGAGUCGGAGCGGCGCGUGUCGUGUGCAUCUCGUUGACGCGCGGAGUACACGCGUGCGGCGCGACGGGCCUGGUUUCGGAGUUCGUCGGACUUCGGAGCCGCGGGACGGAGCGGAACGCGAUCACGCUCGGCUGAUGAAAGAGAGUGAGAAGGAGGAGUAGUGGGAGGGGCGAGAGGUACGCGCCGCUGCCGCUGCAGUUGCUGCCAGUUCCGAACGGCGAUGCUCCGUAUAAGCGCGCUCCACCGCCCGUCGAGCUUCGUGCGGCGCUGACCGAAGGCGGCAAUCGUCAACCUCGUCACCCUCGCGUCGUCCCUCGAGGCGAAAAUACGACAACGGCAACGCACCGUUUCGCUUCUCCGCCUCUCUCUCCCGGCUCUCUCGCACGCGGCUGUCUCUCUCCCUCUUACUCCGGUGACAGCCAGGUACGCGUGCACCCGCAGAGCAGACUGCCGCUCCGACGUCGAGUCAGGAUGAACUACGGGGACAUGCCGAACGUUGAUCCUGCUAGGAGUCUGCGGAGGAUCGCCCGGCACGACGAGCCGGAGUUCAGCAACGCCAGCAUUCUGAACAGCAUGGAGAAAUUCGUGCGCACCGUGAGCGAGAUGGAGGACACCAUUCUGGUGCCGAGCCGCCUGCUGGACCUGUCCGUGGGCGACGCCGGCGACACGGUCUGCAUGAAGGGCAAGCGCGGCUGCACGGUGAAGGACACCCUGGCCAACACCGAUCUGUACCGCCUCUAUAACAUCAUCAAUCAGAUGAAGAUCGAGCUGCUGUGGUCGCAGGAGCCCACGCGGGGCACCGUGGCGGACGAUCAGACGCCGAUCAAGAGCCAUCCGGUCGGCAGCCCGUCCGCCGAGCUGGCGCACCACCACGCGAACGGCGGUAGACUCGGCCACGUGCGUUGCCCCAGCACCACGUCCAUGCAGAGCGUGCAGAGCGCGUCCUCGAUCGCCUGGACCUCCGACUCGGACUCCGAGAACGGUAUCGAGAUCGACAGCGGUCUGGAGGCCGAGGAGUGCGCGGUCGACCUGGCGAGCAUCGCCGCCGAGAACUUUAAGCGUCAUCUGCGCGGCCUCCACAGCAGCAUCGCCCGCAUGACGGAGGCGGCUGAGUAUCUGACGUUGCGGUACCAGGCCGACGUGGGCGGGCAAGUCUGAUUCGCCGCCGGCAUCAUCACCGUCGCUUUCGUCUGCGUCGCCGCCUGCGCGUCAUUGAUUGUCAUCGCGAACAGGCCCCGUCGAUCGAUCUCGUGGACACUUUCGCGACUCCCGGCUUCCUGAGGUGCCUCGGCAGAACUUCAGGAAGCGCCGCGCGGCGAAUCGCGAAGGACCUCACGCCGUGGAGCUCUAAAACCCGAUAUCAAUCCGUUAUCUUGCUGUAUAAUUCGCUGCGAUUGAAAUACGCUGCCCGCGCGCUCCGUUUGUGCCAACGCUAAAGUAUUCCGGUAAUGUAUUCAGACGAGACAAUAAAUUGUCGAAUGCGUAAAUCACCACGCGUACGAACUAUUAGUUCUUAAACGGAAUUGAGAACAUGAGAUAAGAUAGCUCGAGGGACGCGUUAUUUUUGGUAUAGAUAGCGUUAUAAAGAGAUAACACUUAGUUUUGUUCAGUUUUCAACUAUAGCUUUCGCACUGGCAAUCGAAUUCAGUUGAACAAAAUGAGAACAACCUACAAUCAGGGACGGAUGUGAUUAUACGUAACAUAAAUCAUUUUUUCGUUAUUUUAUUGCGGUUGGAGCAUAUUGUAUUUCUAGUAAUAGGUUUAGAUUUGUAUCACGUAUAUGCUUGUAUGUGUGUGUGUCGGGUAUAGAAGGUACGAGAAAGAUGAACAUAAAAUGAAAAUGUCAUAUGUGAACGGCACAUUUAAGCGCAUGAAUUGUGUAGUUUAGACCACUCUUACUUGCGUCACAUCCUAGAUUGCAUUUUCUCGUACAAUUUUCUUUCGAUGAAGCAUCGCGUUGCUUUAGAGUAAUUCUCCAUUUAACGCCAUUAUUUUUUACUUUUGUACACAAAGAAUUGGAAUUAAUUUAAAAUUGUUGCAGAUUGGCCGCUUCGGUUCACGCUUGCAAAAGAAAUUUAGUUUGGACAUACAAGUUUUCUGUCGAAAAACUGCCAACGAUUCGAGGAUGACUAAAAUCAUUUGAAAAGAAUCGUCGAUAAAAUGAAGUUUGGCCUUUCGUUGUGUAUAUUUAUUUAUUUAUUUUAACAGCUUUCGUACAUAGGUCCCUCUUUUUAGACUUAAACGAUGUGUCGAGAUCUCAAGGAUACAAAAUACAAAAAUAUUAUUGUUAUAGACAUUUGAAGGUUUUUAAAAACUAUUUAUAAAUUGUAUGGAAAGAAACGAGAUGGAGCCGUAAUAGUUCAUAUGUAUAUAUUAUUGUUGGAUGUUAUUUUAUAACAUAUGCGAUUUAUUGUAAUAUAAGUCACGACUAGUGGUUUGUGACUAAAGUACCGAAUUACCUCUGAAUUACUGUAAAUACUGCUACAUCGAAAGAACGAGUGCAUUUUGGACAUAGCGGAGUGAGAUUGUACAAACUAUAGUAUAUGUCUUGGAGUGUCGUGUAUGUCUGCGGUAGAAGUCGCGUCAGUCACGCUCAAGUAUCCCUUCUCCCUUAGAUUUUUCUCCUCAUUUUUGGAUUUUCACUUUCGCGAGAGAGCGAAUUGUUAAUGUUAUCGAAUUGUAUCUUAUGCCACGGCGGCGACCGACGUUAGUGUGUAUAUAUACAUAUUUAGUGCUCUACGAUUAUUUAUUUCUACAUAAAGUUAAUAGAAGGCACCGUUUAACUUGUAAGUUGCGCGAGUUGUGAAUGUGCUCGUUCGCGGUGAAUCGUUUUUAAGUCGUAGGCGAAAAAGAACGAUUGGUCGGUGCAUGUUUCUAAGCCGAUAGAAUUUGGAACGGUGUCUGGAACUCGUAAUCCAUAAUGCGUUCGCACUGUAAAUAGAGCCGGUGAGAUGCUUUCCUGACGCGCUAAUAUCAUUAGAAUCCGAAUGAUUGCGGAUCUUGCGUAUCGGAUUUGUACAGUUUGCGGUUAAGAAUUUUUCGAACUUUUAAUGCAAAAAUUAGAGAAGAGCAGAAGAAGAAAAAAGUGGCGGAGAGGAAAACUGUUACUAUGUUACAAUAAUUUUCGAGAGCAACACACAAAUUGUUUCUAAUAAAUGAUAUAAAUUCUUACAAGAGUGUAUCUUUGUGUGCUUAAGUACAUUACUGUAUAUUCCCGCUUUACAUUCGCGACUUGUUGAAAAUCCUUCGAGACAAGUAGCACAAAAUUCACUAUUAUUUCGUUACACAUUUCUUUCCUCUGUAUACAUUUUAUGUACAUAUAACGAUGCAUAAAAUAAUACAAAUUUAUAGAUACGGUGCCAUAUCUGUUGAAACUUAUGUUUCAACGUAAUCUGCAUUCGUGAGCUGCGCAAAAUUGUGGAAAUCUUAAACGUCCGAUACGAAAAUCAUGGCUAGACGACAAUUCGGACUUGUAACUGUGCCACUGAUUUGUUAUUUUUAGAAAGGUGUCUUUUUCACGCAUUUUCUUUACCUGCUUUUGUGGAAUAAGAGGAAAAGUGUUUCGGAGGAAUCUUUCAGAACAUUUAAGCUUUUCAUGAUUAUGCAAUUGACUCGCUAUGCAUAGGUGAAUUAAGUUAAGAAUUAAGUUACGCUAAGAAUGAUUUUUAUAUUCAUUCCACAUCGUGAGAGUUGUCUACUUUUAUGAUUCUCCUAAGAUAUGGCGGUACAUCUCGGGGAUUUUCAAAUAGCGCGUACAUGCAUUGGUAUAUUUGCUAUCAGUGACGUACCGAUGAUCCAAAGUAAAGAUAGAAAUGACAAGUAAUUCCGUUUGCGCUGCUUAAUAGCAAGAACAAUAUUCGUCGCUGCGCUGGAUGCAAUGCUGCGUAACGUAACUAAGUUUUAACGAGAAUUUGACAGUCCCCGAGAUUGCGUAUAAAUUAUGAUUAUUUAUGGGUCAUAAAUAAUACGUGUGUAACGUUAGCAAAGUAAUCGAUUAGAAUACAAAUACUGUGCUGCGGUAAUAGUCUGCUCUUCGCGUGGGAUCAUGACCAUUACUACAGGAUUGGCGAUGUUAAUUAGAUUAAUAACAUUUAUAAAGAAUAUUUGAUACACUUGAAUGCAAUUGUGCGAAAAAGAACAAAAGUGCCCAAUUGGAAUAUAAUUCAACCAGAUUUUUACUGUUGUACUGUUAUACGCGAAAUGGUGAUAAAAUACGAGAAAUUUAACUUAUUAUUCUCGAGUUUAUUCUGAGAGAUGUAUGCAAACGUGGAUCAUUUUGCAGUUUGUUUAACGUUAAAGCGAAACUUCUAUUCUGAAAGAGUUCUUUCUUGCAUAGUUUAUUUUGUUGCACGAUGCAAUUGCAGUCCUUGUGUCAAGAUAUUCUGUACGCAAUUGGAACAUUGUCGCAUAUAAUAUUUCGUGCUUUCUCGCUUUACGCGCUGUGAUGAAAUAUGUAGAAAUUGAUUUAAUUCAACAAGUUUUCGAAAAGCGCUUCGUCACCGUAAUUAAUAUAUCAAGUGGUACGCGUGCGUUUAUUACUUUGGCGUCCUUCAGCUUUACACGUGUUUACCUAUACAGCACGCAUGUUUAAAAGACAUCUUUAAGACACGCGUGCUGUAUGGGUAGUGUUUGCAACAUGGAAUUAGGUGGUACACGAACUGCCUUGAUUUUAUAUUGCGAUAACGCUGUUAAAAGAGCUCAAUUUCAGUAAGGAACAUUAGCUUUAGUAGACGAUACCGACGUUGAUAUGUACAGAUUAACGUGCGUACUGGAUCUUCGGGAUACAUGUAUGGUAUUUGUAAAACGUCUGCGCACUUGAAUGAUGGUAAUAAAUUAAUUACUUCCACA
This is a messenger RNA of Vollenhovia emeryi, 4881 nucleotides long. RefSeq lists its product as uncharacterized. Lineage: Eukaryota; Metazoa; Arthropoda; Insecta; Hymenoptera; Formicidae. The record is from RefSeq and is a predicted model, not a curated record. Gene Ontology annotation, biological process: regulation of lipid biosynthetic process. The transcript has 2 exons. Gene Ontology annotation, cellular component: cytosol. The coding region runs from base 505 to 1191 and encodes 228 amino acids.